Perognathus longimembris pacificus (Pacific pocket mouse) is the source of this 5180-nucleotide messenger RNA. It is a transcript of the gene Abcc10, whose product is annotated as ATP binding cassette subfamily C member 10. Gene Ontology annotation, molecular function: ATP binding; ABC-type transporter activity; ATP hydrolysis activity. Gene Ontology annotation, cellular component: membrane. The transcript has 21 exons. NCBI's taxonomy places the organism in Eukaryota, Metazoa, Chordata, Mammalia, Rodentia, Heteromyidae. The record is from RefSeq and is a predicted model, not a curated record. Gene Ontology annotation, biological process: transmembrane transport. The coding region runs from base 336 to 4892 and encodes 1518 amino acids.
GAGAGCGGUGCGCACGCGCGCGGCGCCCGGCAGGGGCGGGGCGACCGGCCCGGUAGAGCCUCCCACCUCCGGGGGGCGCCAGUGAGUCGCCCGGGCUCGCCGAUCCGGCCCCGCGGCGGAUUGGGUUUCGUACCCUCGGGUCCCUCGGAUAGCAAAAUUCCGCGCCGGGCAACCUCCUUAGGUUUGCGCUUCCGGAUCUCCCGGGGCGGGGAGACCGGAGAGGGGAAACAGAGGCGGCCCGGCCGGUGGCCAGACUCCAGAAGCCGCCCGGCUCUAGGCACCCGAACGUCCUCCAUUCCUCCUCUGCCCCCGGCUCCCGCUCAGGUGCGGCGUCCAUGGAGCGGUUCCUGGCCCAGCUGUGCGGCACGGACGCCGCGCGGCCGCUCCCGCUGUGGGAAGGGGGCAGCACGGGCCACUGCUUCACCCAGCUGGUGCUCAGCGCCCUGCCCCACGCGCUCCUCGCCGUGCUCAGCGCCUGCCACCUGGGCACCCCGAGGUCCCCAGAUCGCGCCGUACCCUGCAGUCCUGGCUGGCGCCUCAGGCUCUCGGCUUCCUUCCUGCUCUCCAUCUUCCCGCUGCUGGACCUCCUUCCGGUUGCUCUGCCACCGGGGGCAGGCCCAGGGCCUCUCUGGCUGGAGGUGCUGGCAGGCUGCGUGGCCGCUGUGGCCUGGGUCACCCACAGCCUGGCCCUGUGGGGGCUGGCUCGUUCCCCUCACGGCCGCUUCCGGGGGCCCUUGGCGCUCGCCCUGGCAGCCUUCCUGCCAACCCCGGCCCUAGUGCUCACCUUGCUGUGGCAUUGCCAGCGAGACACGUUUCUUCCCCCGCUUCUCCCAGGGCCCCUGGCCCGCCUGUGCCUCGUCAUUGUGCAGCUCGCCGCAGUCUUGGCCUAUGCGCUGGGCUGGGCGGCCCCCGGCAGGUCGCGAGAACGCUGGACUGAGGAGCCCUUCUUGUCCUCUGAGGGUCAAGAAUCCGAGGUGGCUGAAGAUGGGGAGAGUUGGCUGUCACGCUUUUCCUAUGCCUGGCUGGCACCGUUGCUCACCCGUGGGGCCCGAGGGGAGCUCCGGCAGCCCCGGGACACGUGCCGUCUUCCCCGAAGGCUGCACCCUGCCCAUCUGGCCCGUGCCUUCCAGGCACACUGGCAGGAGGGGGCGCGGCUGUGGCGAGCCCUGUAUGGAGCCUUUGGACGGUGCUACCUGGCCCUGGGACUGCUGAAGCUGGUGGGGACCAUGCUGGCCUUCUCGGGGCCCCUGCUGCUCUCCCUGUUGGUGGGCUUCCUGGAGGAAGGACGCGAGCCCCUAAGCCAUGGUCUGCUCUAUGCCCUGGGCCUCGCCAGUGGGGCCGUGCUGAGCGCUGUGUUGCAGAAUCAGUACGGGUACGAGGUGCGGAAGGUGACGCUGCAGGCGCGGGGGGCCGUGCUGAGCACCCUGUACCGCAAGACCUUGCAGCUGGGGCCCCGACGCCCUCCCGUGGGCGAGGCCUUGAACCGACUGGGCACCGACUCAGAGCGGUUGCUUAACUUCGCCAGCAGCUUCCACGAGGCCUGGGGCCUGCCCCUGCAGCUGGCCAUCACCCUGUACCUGCUGUACCGGCAGGUGGGCUUGGCCUUUGUGUCCGGCCUGCUCUUAGCACUGCUGCUGGUGCCCGUCAACAAAGUGAUCGCCACCCGCAUCAUGGCCAGCAACCAGGAGAUGCUACAGCAUAAGGAUGCCCGGGUUAAGCUCAUGACCGAGCUGCUGAGCGGCAUUCGAGUCAUCAAGUUCUUCGGAUGGGAGCAGGCACUGGGGGCCCAAGUGGAGGCCCGCCGGGCUGGAGAACUGGGACGACUCCGCGUCAUCAAAUACUUGGAUGCAGCCUGUGUGUACCUGUGGGCUGCCCUGCCCGUCGUCAUCUCCAUAGUCAUCUUCAUCACCUAUGUCCUCCUGGGGCACCAGCUCACUGCCACCAAGGUGUUCACAGCGCUGGCCCUGGUGCACAUGCUCAUUCUUCCCCUCAACAACUUCCCCUGGGUCAUCAACAGCCUCUUGGAGGCCAAAGUGUCUUUGGACCGGAUCCAGGAUUUCCUUGACCUUCCAAACCACAACCCUCAGACCUACUACAGCUCGGAUCCCCCCACAGAUCCAUCUAUAGUAUUGGAGCUGAAUGAAGCCCUGUUUUCCUGGGAGCCCAUGGGAACCAGCCAGAAGACCUUCAUCAGUCACCUUGAAGUGAAAAAGGGUAUGCUGGUGGGCAUCGUGGGGAAGGUGGGCUGUGGGAAGAGCUCACUGCUGGCCGCCAUCACCGGAGAGCUCCACAGGUUGCAUGGGCAGGUGGCAGUGUGGGGACUGUCCGAGGGCUUUGGCCUGGCCACCCAGGAACCCUGGGUCCAGUUUGCCACCAUCCGAGACAACAUCCUUUUCGGGAAGGCGUUCGAUGGCCAGCUGUACACGGAGGUGCUGGAAGCCUGCGCCCUCACUGACGACCUGAGUAUCCUGCCUGCUGGAGACCAGACAGAGGUGGGGGAGAAGGGGGUGACUCUCAGCGGGGGACAGCGGGCCCGCAUUGCUCUUGCUCGCGCUGUCUACCAGGAGAAGGCUCUUUAUCUGCUGGACGACCCUCUAGCUGCCGUGGAUGCAGACGUGGCCAGGCACCUGCUACACAGGUGCAUUCUGGGCGUUCUGGGCCACACGACACGGCUGCUUUGCACCCACCGCAUUGAGUAUCUGGAGAGGGCCGACGUGGUGCUGCUGAUGGAGGCUGGGCGCCUUGUCCGUGCUGGGCCUCCCUCUGAGAUUCUGCCAUUGGUACAAGCUGCCCCCAAAGACUGGGCUGAGGAUGGACAAGAACCUCAUUCAGCCAAGGCCCAGUCAGUACAGAACCCAGAGAAAACAGAGGGGCUGGAGGUGGAGCAGAGCACAUCUGGCCGCCUGCGACUGGACGAGAGCAAGAAGGCGGGCGCCGUGGCCUGGCAUGUGUACCGAGCCUACUGGAGGGCCGUGGGCCGGAGCAUGGCCCUCGCCAUCCUCUUCUCCCUGCUCCUCAUGCAAGCCACGCGCAACGCUGCCGACUGGUGGCUCUCCUACUGGGUCUCUCAGCUCCAGGCAGCCAGAAAUGGCUCCCAGGAGGUGCCAGCCCCCGCCCGCCCCGGCUCCACCGGCCUCCUGUCCGCACAGCUGCUUCUCUUCUCACCUGGAAGCCUCUACACCCCGGUGUUCCCACUGCCCAAAGCUGCUCCCAAUGGCUCCUCAGACAUCCGCUUCUACCUCACCGUGUACGCGACCAUCGCUGGCGUCAACUCCAUCUGCACCCUCCUCCGGGCAGUGCUUUUUGCUGCCGGUACUCUCCAUGCAGCCGCCACCCUGCACCGCCGCCUGCUGCAUCGAGUCCUUCUGGCACCGGUGACCUUCUUCGACUGCACACCCAUGGGCCGUGUCCUGAACCGCUUCUCCUCCGACGUGGCCUGUGCUGAUGACAGCCUGCCCUUCAUCCUCAACAUCCUGCUAGCCAAUACGGCAGGUCUGCUGGGGCUCCUGGCUGUGCUGGGCUAUGGCCUGCCCUGGCUGCUGCUGCUGCUGCCACCCCUGAGCCUCGUCUACCACCGCGUCCAGCGCCGCUACAGGGCCUCCUCCCGGGAGCUGCGGCGGCUGGGCAGCCUCACCCUGUCCCCCCUCUACACCCACCUGGCCGACACCUUGGCCGGCCUCCCCGUGAUCCGCUCAGCUGGGGCCACCUGCAGGUUUGAGGAAGAGAACCAGCGACUCCUGGAGCUAAACCAAAGGUGCCAGUUCGCUUCCUACGCCACGAUGCAAUGGCUGGACAUCCGGCUGCAACUCAUGGGGGCGGCAGUGGUCAGUGCCAUCGCGGGCAUCGCCCUGGUGCAGCACCAUCAAGGCCUCGCCAACCCAGGACUGGUGGGCCUGUCCUUGUCUUACGCCCUGUCCCUGACCGGCCUGCUCUCGGGCCUGGUGAGCAGCUUCACGCAGACCGAAACCAUGCUAGUGAGCGUGGAACGGCUGGAGGAGUACUCCUGCGACCUGCCCCAGGAGCCCCAGGGGCAGCCGCUGCAGCAGGACAUCGGCUGGCUCACCCAAGGGCGCGUGGAGUUCCAGGACGUGGUGUUGGUAUACCGACCGGGGCUGCCCAAUGCCCUGGAUGGGGUGACCUUCUGCGUGCACCCUGGAGAGAAGCUGGGCAUCGUGGGCCGCACGGGCUCCGGCAAGUCUUCCCUGUUUCUGGUGCUCUUCAGGCUGAUGGAGCCCAGUGCAGGACAAGUGCUUCUGGAUGGGGUGGACACCAGGCAGCUCCAGCUGGCCGAGCUCAGGUCCCGGCUAGCCAUCAUCCCCCAGGAGCCUUUUCUGUUCAGCGGGACUGUUCGGGAGAACCUGGACCCCCGGGGCCUGCAUGAGGACAGAGCCUUGUGGCAGGCCCUGGAGCAGUGCCACCUGGGCGAGGCGAUCGCCUGCAUGGGUGAGUGGUGGGGCCCGGCCCUGAGCAGAGGAACGGGGCGGGGGCGGCCGCCUGCAGCGCCCGCGCUCUGCCUUGCAGGUGGCCUGGAUGGGGAGCUGGGCGAAGGGGGCCGGAGUUUGUCCCUGGGACAGAGGCAGCUGCUGUGUCUGGCCAGGGCUCUGCUCACAGAAGCCAAGAUCCUGUGCAUCGACGAGGCCACAGCAAGUGUGGACCAGAAGACAGAUCAGCUGCUCCAGCAGACCAUCCGCAAACGCUUUGCCAAUAAGACAGUGCUGACCAUCGCGCACAGGCUCAACACAAUCCUGAACUCGGAUCGGGUCCUGGUGCUGCAAGCAGGGCGGGUCAUGGAGCUGGACUCCCCCGCCGCCCUGCGCAGCCGGCCCCACUCACUGUUCCAGAAGCUUCUGCAGAGCAGCCAGCAGGGAGCCCACUCUGCUGGACGGUGCUGAGCCAAGCCCCCUGCUGGGAUCACCUCCAUCUGCCCCGGGCCCCGCUGGCAUCAAAGGUGCUGGCUGCGUGUUUACAUUCUCCCCCGCGGCUCGACCUCUCCUCCCCCUCUGGGGAAUGGGCACCGUAGGGUCCUUAGUGGGCAGAGGGCCACGGCUUCCGCAGGCCCGCCCCCGGCCCCCCCCCCCCGACUCUGGGCCAGUUUUCUUGGCCUAAGAUCCCACUUGCCUUUUCAUAGUUUUAUUUGAUAAAAUUCCUAUCUUACAUUCUGUGGAUUAAAAAAAUAGUAU